UUUGUUUUAACUUCGGUGUUUGAAUCGUCGUCCUCGUAUUAAACGUACGUUUAACAGACAGCUAUGUAACAUUAAUGUAACAUUAAUGUAACGUUAUAUAUAUAUACCUAAAGGCUGAAUUACUGGACUACCUAACACGAUGAUGCGUAAAAAGCGCCGGUCCUCCGUGGAUAAAGGAGAGGAAGCUGCCACGGCCACCAAGUCAAAGAAGAGUCGGAGCGCUGGUCGUCAGCCAAAGGAAGCUCCCUCGGAAGAGACAAAUCAAAGUGUGUUUGGCGUUUUCCUUCGAGAGGCAGGUGUCACCCUCAAACAAGGUGGCACGUCCAAUGAGAUAGCUGUUGACCAAGUAGUCUUCCAGAAAAGGAUACAGAAACAACUGAAGAAGAGUCCCAGGUACCCUGGGAUUGUACAGGAGUUCACCGCUGGAUUGGAGUCUCACAUCGAGGACCCUGAGCGGUUCAGGAACUGCCUCCUUCCAUGUGUCCCACGGUUAUCUGACGGAGACUCCAGUUGUGUCAGCUCAUUCCAGGAGAGUCUGCUACGCAUGCUGUUGGGGAUCGAGAUGCUGCAGACUUUCAUCAUUAACAUCUUGCUGGAGAAACUCCCUGAAUAUAUGUUGGAUGGCCCUGCAGAUGGAGGCCUCAGUAUUCCCCGCAUAAUAAUUAACCAGCUUAAAUGGCUAGACAGAGUCGUGGACAGCAAGGAGCUGGCGACGAAGCUCAUGGAGCUGGUGUCGGUAGCACCAGUGGAGGUCCAGCGUGACAUCAUCACCAGUCUGCCUGAGAUGCUGGACGACUCCCAGCACAAUGAUAUAGCCAGAGAGCUCAACACUUUACUCCAGGAGAACACUCAGUUGACCGUCCCCAUCCUGGAUGCCCUCUCUAGUCUGAACCUCAGCUCCUCAUUACUGACUGAGGUUCGUGGAGCCGUCAUGGCCACUUUGGCUGCCGUGCAACUGGAAGACCUGCCUGUGGUGGUCAAGUUCAUCCUGCACGCUGUCUCAGCCUCUGAUGCGUACGAGGUGGUGUAUAAUCUUCGUAAAAAGCUGGAGCUGGAGCAGUGUGUCCUCCUGCCUGCGUUGCAGGCCUCCCAGAGCCGCAUUAAGAAAAAAGGAUCAGUAGUGUCUGCUUCCACACCAGCAGCUGGCAGCAGCCAGGACAGCGUUACACUGAUACUGGACGGCAUCAAGUCAGCAGUGCGAUUCCAGAAAACAAUAUCUGAAGCGUGGCUCAAGGCAAUCGAGUCUGUGGACGAAGUGGAGGACCAUAAGGUGAUAGAUCUGCUGGUGCUCUUUAUCCUCCACUCCACCAAUGCCAACCAGAGCCGGCGCGGAGCGGAGAGAGUGCUGAAGAUAAAAGUGAGGACUGGGCUGAUCCAGGACGCUCUGCUCCAGAGAACCUUCAGGGACUACGCUCAGGUCAUGCGAGGGUAUUUCCCCUCCAUCCUGGCUCUGGCUCAGACUUUGCUGCGCUCCCCCGACCCCUGCGUGGUGCCUUUCGGUGGACACAUGUACCGACACGCGUUCACUGCUUUCGACUCUUACUGCCAACAGGAAGUGGUGAGCUCUUUAGUGACCCAUGUUUGCAGCGGUGUGGGCGGGGAGGUGGACAUGGCUCUGGAACUGCUCAGUGGCCUGGUUACGGAAAAACCUUCAGAAAUGUCUUUGUAUGCUGUUUUUGUCAAGGGAAUCUUGGACUACAUGGACAACCUCACACCCCAGCAGAUCCGCAGACUGUUCCACCUUCUGAGCAGGCUGGCCUUUGGUCAACAGCAGCAGGGAUCUCACAUCCAGGAUGACAUGCACAUAGUGAUCCGCAAACAGCUCUCCAGCACCGUGCCGAAGUACAAGCGUAUCGGUAUUAUCGGCGCUGUUAUGAUUGUGGGCAGCAUGGGGGCCUUCAGGCUUAAAGUAAAGGAGUCACAGAACGGGUCGUUACCCCAGGAGACGUUCAGACAGGUGACCGCCCUGUUGGAGCUGGUGAAGUCGAGCAGUGAAAGCUCACCCGAGGCUGCAGCUCUGUACUAUGAUGAACUUGCCAACCUGAUCCUGAUCUCCAACCUGGACCCUCAGGUGCAGGAAACGAUCGCAGACAGUGUCGUACGUGACUUCCAGGAUGACUUUGUGGUGGAUGUAGGACCAGAGAUAUCGGGUUCCUUUCCUUUUCCAGCCUGUGUGAUGUACAACCUGGAUGAGAAGGAGAGUCAGGAAAACAUUGCCAUCAACCUGCUGCCUGUACUGGCCAAAGACAUGCAGAACAAAGGAGAGCAGCAGAGUCAAACCAAGAAGGCUCACAGGCGAGUGUCUCCUCUCUGUCUGUCUCCAUUUUUUCGCCUUCUGAGACUCUGCGAGGAGAAGCAGAAUGAGGGAGGCCUCGAGGAGAUCGACGGCCUGCUGGGUUGCCCUGUGAUCCUGACAGACAUGGACGUAGUAGAGAAAAUGGAGAGCCUGUCGAAAGCAGAGAAGGAGUUCCUCUGUACUCUGCUGUUUCACACCAUCAACUGGUUCAGAGAGAUCAUAAAUGCAUUUUGUAGACAAAAAGAAACUGAGAUGAAGAUGAAAGUGAUGACUCGCCUGCAGAACAUCACGUACCUUCAGACACUGCUGGAGAGGGCGUUGGCAGAAACGCCUGGAUAUGUUCCCCCCGUUGCCAACUUUGAUGGAGAAAGCACAGAUGGGACAAUGCUUAGUACCAGUGCUCCUGUAAAUAAGGCAAAGAAAGAGGGCACAGGAAAGAAAAGGAAGGCCCCUGCUAAGAAUUCCUCAGAGAGCAGCUCUCAGCUUGACGAGUCGACUGAAGCAGACAAAACUCAGCAGGAGCAACCGGAGAAGGAGAAAGAAAAGGAGAUCCGGCAAGGCGUCAGUCUCGUGUCCUACAGACAGUUUUUCAGAGAGCUGGACAUCGAGGUGCUCAGUGUGCUGCAGUGUGAUUUGAUUUCCCGCUCACUGCUGGACUCUGAGCUCAACACCAAGGCAGUAGAGGAGGUUGUGCUCGGUCCUGCUGAGCUGGUUUUCCUGCUGGAGGAUAUGUUUCGCAAACUGGAGUUCAGUCUUACAGCUGCACCUGCCAAGAGAUCCCCCUUCCUCAAGGGAAGGACUGAUAAGAGUGUAGGCUUCUCCCAUCUACAACAGAAGAGCUCCAAGGAUAUCGCUUCCUGCUGUGUUGAGCUGCUGCCCGCCCUCUGCUCACACCUGGAAAACUGCCACAACCAUUUUCAGACGCUUCUGUCUGAGAACAACGGUGUCGUGGACGGACCUGCCACAGACGUUCAGGAGCACCAGCUGAUGUCCUCGGCCUACCAGCUGCUCCUGCAGGUCCUGAACACCGCUUUCAGCUGGUCUGGAUUUAGCCAGCCAGGACAGCGGAACUUACUGAAGAAGGCUCUGGGAGUUAUGGCUGGACGACUAAAAGAGGGAGGUGCAGAGUUGACCCUGGAGCAGCUUGUAAAACACAGCUUCGAGUACCUGGUGAACUUCCGCAGCACAAUGCCAAAUCUCAGCACAGCCCUGUGUCUCUCCCAGCUUCUGUCCACUGUGUCAGAGAAAGGAGGGAACCCCGCUGCCUACAGAGAGCAGACCGCCUCCCUCGCAAAACGUUUCCUGAGCCAAGAGUGGGUGACGGCCAGCGGAGAGAAGGAGCGUGGGAACAAAUUCAACGAAGCACUUCACACUCUCCUAAGCAUCUACCUGGAGCAUGUCGACGACGUUCUGAAGGCAGUGGAGGAAAUAGCCGGAGAAGGAAUCCCCGAGCUCCUCAACGCAUCAAAAGAUGAGAGCUCUGCAUCGUGGCCCACUCUCAGCAGGCAGACGUUCCUGGUUUUCUAUAAAGUGUUGUUGGCAGAGCUGGAAAAGGCUGCCAGGAAGAUUCCUGCUUCCAAAAACAGUGACAGCACUGAGGUCAGCCACCAGGCUCAGAGUGAGAAGCUGCUGACAUGGAACCUGGCUGUCAGAGAUUUCCACAUCCUAGUCAACCUAGUUAAGGUGUUUGAUUCGAGGCCGGUGCUCAGCGUGUGCCUGAAGUAUGGACGCCAUUUCCUGGAAUCUUUCCUGAAGUUGGGGAUGCCACUAUUAGACAACAGUUUCAAGAGGCACAAGGAGGAUGUCCAGAGCCUUCUGAAAACCUUCCAGCUCAGCACUCGCCAGCUGCAUCACUUGUGUGGACACUCUAAGAUUCACCAGGAUAUGAGCCUGACCAACCACGUACCAGCCUUAAAGAAGAGCCUGGAGCUGUUUGUUUACAGAGUGAAGGCCAUGCUGACGCUCAACAACUGUCAGGAGGCAUUUUGGAUCGGAAACCUGAAGAAUCGCAACCUGAAGGGUGAAGAGAUUCUUUCUCAGAGGUCACAAGAAAGUGAAGAUGAUGGCGAGGAGGAGGAGGAGGAGGAACGACGUUCACCACAGCCUGAGGAAGAGUCAGAGGAUGAGGCCCAGGAAACGGACCGCGGGGAAAGUAAGAAGGGCGCCAAAGAGGACGAGGUGGAGGAAGAUAUUUCAGACGACUCUGACUAACAGAGCAACAAACUGUCGGGUUUUAUUUUAAACGUUUUGUGAAUGCUCUUUUGACGUUUCUGAUGCUAGACACUUGGUAAAAGUAAAAGUGCUGCUCCUCAGAGUGCAAAUAUCAUCCAUAGUACUAGUAUAUUGCCACAUUUCUUGUAUUCGUAUGUAUGCAGCAAUAACACUGCAGGCACAUUUUAAAAAUUCAUGAAAUGCACUUACGUACGUCUGCAGGUUUUCGUUUCUGUUGAAGAUGAAACAUGCCUAAUAAUUAGGUGUUGUA
This is a messenger RNA of Larimichthys crocea (large yellow croaker), 4778 nucleotides long. It is a transcript of the gene fancd2, whose product is annotated as FA complementation group D2. Gene Ontology annotation, biological process: double-strand break repair involved in meiotic recombination; homologous chromosome pairing at meiosis; interstrand cross-link repair. Gene Ontology annotation, cellular component: condensed chromosome; nucleus. Gene Ontology annotation, molecular function: DNA polymerase binding. The transcript is spliced from 44 exons. The coding region runs from base 140 to 4507 and encodes 1455 amino acids. NCBI's taxonomy places the organism in Eukaryota, Metazoa, Chordata, Actinopteri, Sciaenidae. The record is from RefSeq and is a predicted model, not a curated record.